Messenger RNA from Emiliania huxleyi CCMP1516, 1109 nucleotides. RefSeq lists its product as hypothetical. NCBI's taxonomy places the organism in Eukaryota, Haptophyta, Isochrysidales, Noelaerhabdaceae. The transcript is spliced from 3 exons. The record is from RefSeq and is a predicted model, not a curated record. Bases 32 to 964 code for a protein of 310 amino acids.
UCCCACACCCUGCCUUCAGCGGCUGUCGAAAAUGGCCGCUUCUGGCCCGGCGCUGGACCUCCUCCAGCGUGUCCAGGUUGUGCCGUACUCGGUCCUCGGGCAGCAGCUCGUGCGCGGCGAGGGCGUCGUGGACCGGGCCGGCCCUCCUGACGCCGGCAUUGUGUUUUGCGACCCGGCCGGGCUGCCCUUCAUUCAGCGCACCGGCCCUGGUGGCGCGGGCGGCGCGUCGGGCGCCAUCUACGACUUUCUCGGCAUCCGCGACGACGACGCCUUCCCGGAGCCGGUGCGCGAGGCUGUGACGGCGGUCGGCCUCGCAAAGCACCACGCGUACCCGCAGGAGGAGGGAGGGCCCCUCCACUGCAUCCACACCGUCGGUCCGAACUUCAACCGCCGGCGCGACGAUGGCGGCCAACACUCUCGCGAGGAGGCGCAGGAGGAGCUCGCCGCGGCGUACAAGAACGUGCUCUGCGAGUUCCACGCGGCGGCGAGCGGCGAGGGCGGCCCGACGCAGCUGAGGCUGCUGCCCAUCUCCGGCGGCAUCUUUGCCGGCCCCUUUGCCGAUGAGAUUGCGCCGCUGACGAUGGACGCGCUCGGCGCGGCGGCGGCGGAGCUGCCUCCAGAGGUGAGCGCCCAUAUCCUCGCGCCUGCCAGCCCGCCGCUGCUCCUCUGCGUCUUUCUGCGCGACGAGCUCGACGCCUUCGAGCGGGCGCACAGGAUCGCCACGGGCGAGGAGGCGCCGCUGCCCGACGCGUCCGCAUCCACCGAAGCGCCCGCCGAAGCGGCUGCUGAAGCGCCCGCCGAAGCGGCUGCUGAAGCGCCCGCCGAGGCGCCUGCCGAGGCGCCCGCCGAGGCGCCCGCCGACGCCGCACCGCCCGAUGCCGACGCCGCACCGCCCGAUGCCGCUGAUGACGACGACGCCUCACUCAAGCGCAAGCCCGACGGGUCACCGGCUCGGAGCGAAUGAGAGGAUGCCCGAAAUGAUUGUGCAAGCAUGCGCUUGAGAGCUCACGUCGUGCCGCCAAAAGGACGCACCCCCCCCCCCCCCCAAUGCACGUGUCUCGUGCUUAUGUCGUGUGGCGUCUUCUCGGCGGAACACCGGAACUCUGGUU